Ogataea angusta is the source of this 2100-nucleotide messenger RNA. RefSeq lists its product as uncharacterized. The transcript has a single exon. The record is from RefSeq and is a predicted model, not a curated record. Gene Ontology annotation, cellular component: nucleus; cytosol. Gene Ontology annotation, molecular function: ATP-dependent protein folding chaperone; ATP binding. NCBI's taxonomy places the organism in Eukaryota, Fungi, Ascomycota, Pichiomycetes, Pichiales, Pichiaceae. The coding region runs from base 1 to 2100 and encodes 699 amino acids. Gene Ontology annotation, biological process: protein folding.
AUGUCUACUCCAUUUGGUGUUGAUCUAGGAAAUCACAGCGCAGUUGUCGCUGUUGCGAAGAACAGAGGUAUCGAUGUUGUUGUGAAUGAAGUUUCCAACAGAAGCACCCCCGUUAUUGUUGGGUUCGGUACGAAAAACAGAUCCAUUGGUGAGACAGGAAAGACACAGCAGACAUCCAACUUGAAGAACACAGUCGACAAUCUGAAACGAAUUCUUGCUUUGAACGCUGAUUCGCCUGAUUUCGAAGUCGAAAAGAAGUACUUCACCUGUCCAUUGGUCGACAAAGACGGAUAUGCUGCGGCACAAGUGAGAUAUCUCGGAAAGCAAGAGGAGUUCACAUCUGUUCAAUUGGUUGCCAUGUACCUGAACAAACUGAAGGACAUUGCUACCAAGGAGACGAAGGGCAACAUCACCGAUAUCUGUUUGGCUGUUCCUGUCUGGUACACUGAGCAACAAAGAAGAGCAGCAGCUGAUGCUUGUCACAUUGCGGGCCUGAACCCAGUGAGAGUCGUCAACGAGGUCACUGCCGCUGCUGUUGGAUACGGUGUGUUUAAGACCGAUUUGCCAGAGGACGAGCCAAAGAAGGUUGCCUUCGUCGACAUUGGCCACUCCUCUUACACGGUUUCCAUUGGUGCCGUGAAAAAGGGAGAGCUCAGGAUUCUGGGCUCUGCUUACGACAAGCAUUUUGGAGGCAGAGAUUUCGACAAGGCAAUUGCAGAGCAUUUCGCUGACGAGUUCAAAGAAAAAUACAAGAUCGAUAUCAGAACCAACCCUAAGGGAUACAAUAGAGUCCUGGUCGCUGCUGAGAAACUAAAGAAGGUGUUGUCCGCCAACUCGCAAGCUCCAUUCAACAUCGAGUCUGUCAUGAACGAUGUCGAUGUUUCUUCUCAGCUGACCAGAGAGGAGCUCGAGGAGAUGGUCAAGCCAUUGCUUGAGAGAAUCCACGUGCCAAUUGAGAAAGCUCUGGAGGUUGCCGGUCUGAAGGCCGAGGACCUGGACUCUGUCGAGGUCAUUGGUGGAUGUACCAGAGUUCCAUCUGUGAAAGCCAGACUUGCCGAGGUGUUUGGCAAGCCACUGUCGUUCACUUUGAACCAGGACGAGGCCAUUGCCAAGGGUGCCGCCUUUAUCUGUGCUAUGCACUCGCCAACCUUGAGAGUUAGACCGUUCAAAUUUGAGGAUAUCAACAGUUUCUCUGUCACGUAUUACUGGGACAAGGACGCUGAGGACACCGACCACCUGGAGGUGUUCCCAAAGGGAGGCGUUUUUCCAUCCACCAAGCUGAUCACCUUGUACAGAACCUCUGACUUCGAGAUUGAGGCCAAGUACACUCAUCCAGAGCAGCUGCCAAAGGGAACUCGCCCAGAGAUCGCCAAAUGGAAGAUUUCUGGCGUCGAGGUUCCUGAGGGACAGGACUCUGCCAUUUGCAAGCUGAAGGUCAGAAACGACCCAUCCGGCUUCUUCACCAUCGAGUCUGCUUACAUCGUUGAGGAGAAGGAGGUCAAGGAGCUUGUUGAGAACCCAGAAGCCAAGCCAGAGGACGAGCCAGAGUACAAGAUUGUCAAGAAGCUUGUCAAGACCAAGGAUCUGAACAUCGACUACGAAGGAUUGGCCCUGCCAAAGGACGUCCUGGCCGAAUUCUUCGAGCAAGAAGGAAAGAUGGUUGCCGAGGACAAGCUUGUUGCAGAGACCGAGGACAGAAAGAACGCUUUAGAGGAGUACAUCUACGAGUUGAGAGGUAAGCUUGAGGACCAAUACGCAGAGUUUGCCUCUCCUGAGGAGAAGGAGAAGCUGUCGAAGAUGUUGAUGGACACAGAAGAGUGGCUCUACGACGAGGGCGACGACUCUACCAAGGCCAAGUACAUUGCCAAGUACGAGGAGUUGGCCUCUAUUGGCAACUUGAUCAAGGGCAGAUAUAACGCCAAGCAAGAGGAGUUGAGACAAGAGUUGAGAGCCAAGCAGGAGGCUGCGCAAGCCGCUGCUAUGGCCGAGAAGCUUGCUGCUGAGAGAGAAGCUCAAAAGGCUGCUGGUGACGAGAAGAAGACCGAGGAAGAGCGCCAGGAUAAAGACGGAGACGUUAACAUGGCUGAGGAUCUAGACUAA